AUGACGGCUGUCGCUCCUCCCUUGAAUUUCCAGCCGAACGCCAGAACGGGAUGGAGCGCUCCUAAUGCCGCCAACGCCGGCCUGAACUCCAUGAGCGCCGACGACGUCUCCAGAAUGUUUAUGCCCCAGCGCAAGAGCGCCCAGCGAUCAAACUCCUCGUCCUCCAUAUCCUCCACCUCGUCCACCUCGACCAUUGCGUCGUCGCCCUCCCAAACCAACGGCAUUCCGCAGCCCCAGCCCCAGGACCCGAACGCCUGGGGCUCGCGCAAAAAGCCUGCCCGGGGGCUAUGGCCCUCGUCCAAAGCUGAGCCCAUCGCUGGUAUCUCGACCGCACGACCGCAAUCCGUCGCUUCCACAUCGUCUGGCCCCUCAGCUGCCUCUGCCAUCUCUGCCCUCCACACGCCCUCCUCCAUGCUGCCGUCUCAGCACAGCCAAGCCGCACAGGCACAGCAGAACGGCACCGCCCGCGCACAGGGUCAAAACGAGCCGCCUGCGAUCCUUCAUCUCGUCCCGCUCAACGGCACUUUUGAGCGCAAAACCAUCACCGUACCUUACUUCCCCGAGGUCCUGCGCAUUGGCCGUCAGACAAACAACAAGACAAUUCCCACGCCGCUCAAUGGCUACUUCGACUCCAAGGUGCUCUCGAGGCAACAUGCCGAGAUAUGGGCUGAUCGCUCUGGCAAGAUAUGGAUCCGUGACGUCAAGUCGUCCAACGGCACUUUUGUCAACGGCACCCGUCUCUCUCCGGAAAAUCGCGACUCGGAAGCGCACGAACUGCGUGAGCAAGACAUGCUUGAGCUUGGAAUUGAUAUUGUCAGCGAAGACCAGAAAACGAUCGUCCAUCACAAGGUUGCUGCCAAGGUCGAGCACGCAGGUAUCUAUCCGAACAACAAUGUUCUGGACCUCAACUUUGGAGACCUCGAUCCAUCGGUCAACGGGAAUCUGCUGGCCUCCCCGCUCGGCCAAGGUGUCGGGCAGGGCAGGGGCCGUACCGGUAGCCAAGGGUCCAUUGCGAGUAACGGACGCCUGGGGUCGAUGCCUCAAAGCGUGGCUGGUAAUAACAUGGCCGGGAUGGCACAGCAACGUCAUACCAAUUUCUGGCUGCAACCCGUUACCAUGGAACAGAUUGUUAAGAAGCUGAACUCUGAAAUGAAGCAAGCUCGCCAACAAUCUCAAGAGCUUCAACGGACCGGGCAGUAUAUUGAAUCUCUCUUAGCGAGCGAUCCGAAAAAAGAGCCGAGCAAGACGUCAUCUCCCAUGACGAAACAUUCACCGCUGAAAGGCGACAUCAAGGCACGCUUCUCAGACCCUCCCGCCCCGCCGCCAUCGCAACCUCUUCCUGAGAAGCCGGAUGCAGCCCAGCCAUCCCUGCGUCGCUCGGAGACCGAGAAGCCGAAACUGCCUGCGAAUCUCAGCGCACCCAAGGGUGAUUCUCUCCAAAUCAACGCUUUGCUCGAGGCUUUGAACAAUGCCAAGAAGGACUUCGAGAUGCAGAGUUCAAGGUUAAAGGAAGUGGAAGACCUGCUGGUUCAGGAACGCCUUGCUCGAGAAAGCGCCGAGGAGCGCGCUCAGCGAUUAGAGCUGGAAAGAAAGAAAGAUGUGGCUGGCGACAUUGUCGAGACGUACACCAAUGGAAUUAGUGACGUCGCAGCAGAAGAAGCGUCUGCUACCGCAGACGAUCACGUCAACGAAAACCCGAUGGCCAUGGACCCGCCGCAAACGUCGGAAACAGACGCCUCCACUGCCCAGCUCCAGCAACACAUUGAAUCCAUGGUUGCAGAAAUGGAUCGGAUGCGGCAAGAGAUGGAGACAUACAAACAACGCGCUGAGAAGGCAGAGUUGGAGAGUGCCAAGGAUCGCUCAACGCUGGCGGAAAUGAUUGAAAGUAUUCGCAAACAAGAGAGUGAGCGCGCGGCGAAGAUUUCUCAAGAAAACAAGACCGAGAGCAACCACGGCAUAGACACACCACUCCACAUUGAUGGAGCGCAGGACCAAAAACCUCAAGAUGAGGAGAUCCGAGACUCUUCGCCCAGGUCUACCUCGGCCGCACGAGAGACCGGCAUUCCAAACGGUCGGCCGCUGCAAAGCGAGCAGGGUGCAGUAUCCAAAGAGAAAGGGCAACAUGCUCUCGUCACUAAGUCGCCAGGAGGCGAACAGCUUGCGCAUGUCGGCCCGUAUGCAUCGAUGGUGGGUGUUGUGGUCCUCGGUCUGAGCAUCAUGGCGUACAUCAAUGGAUGGCAGAAGCCGCUGGAGAGGUGA
Messenger RNA from Lasiodiplodia theobromae, 2259 nucleotides. RefSeq names its product Cytoplasm to vacuole targeting vps64. The record is from RefSeq and is a predicted model, not a curated record. Gene Ontology annotation, cellular component: cytoplasm. Gene Ontology annotation, molecular function: protein binding. Bases 1 to 2259 code for a protein of 752 amino acids. The transcript has 2 exons. NCBI's taxonomy places the organism in Eukaryota, Fungi, Ascomycota, Dothideomycetes, Botryosphaeriales, Botryosphaeriaceae.